AUGGGCUUGAUACGACUGGCAGUGUGCGUGAGCGGCGUCUAUGGCGCAUUCUUGUGGUGGGCCAUUGCUCAGGAGCGACUCUCCGCUCCGUUCCCCGGCAUUGCCCCGCACUCGUCGGACAAGUUCCCCUCCCCGCUCUUCUUCAACUGGUGCCAGUCGUUGGCCUCGGCGACCUGUGCGGCCAUCUACCUCCUCGUCGUCGGCGUGUCCGACGGCUCGCUGAAGCGUGAUGGUGUGCUGAGCACGUUGGGCCUCAAGCGGCUGUUUGCUUCUCUCCCCGGUAAGAAGAAUGACGGCGCCACCACUCCACCAACGACCAACGGCGACGGCGACGGCAACGGCAACGGCAAUGGCAGCGGCAGUACGCCACAGGUGGCCGCCUUGCGUGCCUACAUCAACGGUACCGGUUCUGCGACCGUGAGCGCGACCGCCAGCGAGAACGGCAGCCUGGAUGACAAGACCGAGAAGGACGAGGAGAGCCGCCGGCCCAGCCCCAGCCCCGAGGCCAACAGCAAGGCCACCGUCGCCGCUCCCCAGCCCCCGCGCCCUUGGUACCAGUCGCUCCCCGUCUUGCUCCUCCAGGUCUCCAUCUUCCAGACGACCGCCGGUCCUCUCGGGUUUCUGGCUCUGAGGCACAUCUCGUACCCGACCAUGGUCCUUGGCAAGUCGUGCAAGCUCAUCCCCGUCCUCCUUCUCAACGUCCUCCUGUACCGCCGCCGGUUCGGCGCGCACAAGUAUGUCGUCGUCGCGCUCGUCUCGGCUGGUAUCUCGCUGUUCAUGCUCUUUGGCAAGAAGUCGGCCAGCAAGGGUGGCGACAGCGUGUGGGGCCUGUCUCUGCUGCUUUUCAACCUCUUUGUCGACGGCCUGACCAACUCGACCCAAGACCAGAUUUUCGCCCUGUACAAGGGGUACUCUGGCCAGCAAAUGAUGUUUAUCAUGGCGUGCAUGUCCCUCUCGGUGCUCACGCCCGCCAUGCUCCUCCCGCUCCCCUCGAGCCCGCUCUCCCUCUUGUCCGUGUUCAACUCGCCCGACCUCGCCAGGCUGCACACGUACUUUUCCCCGCCCAUCCUCCUCACGUCCGUCCGCUUCAUCACGUCCCACCCUACCUCCCUGCCCCCCCUGGGCGCGUACGCGGCGCUGGGCGGUCUCGGCCAGAUCUUCAUCUUUGAGACGAUUGCGCAUUUCGGAUCCCUCACCCUCGUCAUGGUCACCGUCACGCGCAAGCUGUUCACCAUGCUCCUCUCGGUGUUUGUCUUUGGCCACGUCCUCACCCCGGGACAGUGGGCGGGCGUCGCGGUCGUGUUUGCGGGUAUUGGCGUCGAGGCGCUGUUUAAGCGUCGCGAAGUGUCAAAGCGCGCCCGGAGGGAUGUCAAAAAGUAG
Molecule: messenger RNA, 1380 nt
Organism: Apiotrichum porosum
Lineage: Eukaryota; Fungi; Basidiomycota; Tremellomycetes; Trichosporonales; Trichosporonaceae
Gene: HUT1
Product: UDP-galactose transporter
Exons: 5
Coding region: 1-1380 (459 amino acids)
Biological process (GO): UDP-galactose transmembrane transport
Cellular component (GO): Golgi membrane; endoplasmic reticulum membrane
Molecular function (GO): UDP-glucose transmembrane transporter activity; UDP-galactose transmembrane transporter activity
Source: RefSeq, a predicted model, not a curated record